AUGGCAACGAGCGCUGUCCGUGCAGCGAGUAGCAGCAGAACGUUAAAGCAACUGCUCUCCGAGCUGAAAGCGAUCCGUUCCAGUGAAGGUGCCUGCGCGUACUCGCUGGCCAGCAAGUACAUUACGGAACAGUAUCGGCGGUUUGAGACCACCGAACAGCAGCACUGCAGAGCGAAGGAGGAACUGCAGUUCACCGCGCAAACAUACCGCUGUUACCUGGAAAGCUUGCGCAAGCUGAAGGAGUUGAACGAAAGCUACCGUGGUAAGGGUGAACGGAGCAUCCGCGAGACGGCUGACAUGGUUGGCUUUAAGUUGCCGCACGAUCCGAAGUAG
Anopheles stephensi (Asian malaria mosquito) is the source of this 333-nucleotide messenger RNA. RefSeq names its product protein FMC1 homolog. The record is from RefSeq and is a predicted model, not a curated record. The coding region runs from base 1 to 333 and encodes 110 amino acids. NCBI's taxonomy places the organism in Eukaryota, Metazoa, Arthropoda, Insecta, Diptera, Culicidae. Gene Ontology annotation, cellular component: mitochondrion. The transcript has a single exon.